AUGUAUCCAUCAUUUGGUUCCGUUCUUCUUCUCACCGCACAUGUUGCUCAUGCCUUUGUACAGGGUGACUGUAUCAAGCACGAUGCUGCCUUGACAAUACUGGCUUCGCAGCUUUCUCCUGGGGCAGCAAUAUCUUGUCAAUAUUUCCCACUACAAGAACAUACCGCUGGUCGAUAUUGGGGCGAGCAAUACUCCAAGAACUCCGCGGUCGUGGUGUUUCCGAUUACCAAAAUCGAUGUUAGCCAUGCCGUACGGGCUGCCGCAUCCUCGAGAUUUGGUUGGGACCUCGCUUUCGUCGGCGGAGGUCAUGGACAAACCAAUGCGUCGAGCUCGUCGGGUUUUCUCAUUGACCUCUCUUGGAUGAACUCGACAAAGGUCUUGCACAACAUCAAGCUAGGAGAUACCAAGGUAUCUAUCGCCGUGGCAUAUCAAGGAGGCGCACUCUGGAAGCACGUCGCCGACAACACAAACGGAACAGGCUUCACAGCAGUCGGCGCUCGAGUCGGGGAAGUCGGUGUGGGAGGAUUCUCGACGGGAGGUGGCAUUGGAUUUCUGGCUGGCGCAUAUGGAUACGCCAUCGAUCGUCUAAGAGCAGUUGAGGUGGUCUUGAUGUCUGGAGAGAUUGUACUUGCUACCAAGACUAACAGAUACUCGGAUCUGUUCUGGGCAAUACAAGGCGGAGGCGGCCAAUUCGGCAUUGUGACAACUUUCUAUCAAGAGGCGGUACCAGAACCAACAUCCUCCGAGUUCGGGAUCUGGGUUGUUGCCAAAGAUUCGUGGGACAGGGCGCGGCAGAAUACUGUCGAAUUCUUCGAGACUAACGAUGAUCCAUUCUCGCUCAUGUACUACUCACUCGGGUAUUAUCCUGAGUACGUUACGACUGGAAAUUUGACCACCGUUAUGGUAAUUGUGGGACUGAGAUUUGGAAACUCACACGGAAUGUCUUCCAAGAUGUCAAAGCAGAGGAGCUUCAACUCGACAUUCUCCAAUCUCCUCGAUGGGCUCGUCUUAAAGCAAGCCUCAAAAUACAACGUACCGUAUGGACAAGCGACCGAGCUAAGCACACCUUUCUUCCCAUAUGGUUUCCGAAGAGGCUUUUGGGGCCCUCAAAUCUCCAUGGUCACAAAGCCAUACAUAACUGCUGCAUCGAAUAGAAUGGAGGCCUAUAUCAACCAGUCACUUGACCGAGGGGACGUCCCGCAUAGCGCCGUUUGGGUCUUACAGUACAUGUAUCCUGGUCAGAAUGGCCAUGGUCCAGUAUCAGACAGCGCUACUGCAUGGCCACAUGCACAAACCGCUCAUCAAACACUUUUCUCGCCCGCUUGGAAAUCUGCCUCCAAUGAUGGUUUCGUAGUCCAGCAGAAUGAUGCCCUCAACAAGAUCACACACGAUCACCAAGCGUCAUUCGGGACUUUCGUCGCGGACUAUCCGAAUUACAUCUCACCAAAAGCAGAUGGUUACCGGGUGUGGGGACACAAUGUCAAGAGACUAAUCAAGAUCAAAGCCAAAUACGAUCCUGAAUGUCGGAUCCAUCAAGGGAGGGUCUUUGCCUCUGACACCUGUAUCGCACAUGGCUGGGCAAAUAUCUACCCUCGCAAGGGCUACUCCGUAGCAGAUCAUGAUUAA
Molecule: messenger RNA, 1626 nt
Organism: Aureobasidium pullulans EXF-150
Lineage: Eukaryota; Fungi; Ascomycota; Dothideomycetes; Dothideales; Saccotheciaceae
Product: FAD-binding domain-containing protein
Exons: 1
Coding region: 1-1626 (541 amino acids)
Molecular function (GO): FAD binding; oxidoreductase activity
Source: RefSeq, a predicted model, not a curated record